Molecule: messenger RNA, 363 nt
Organism: Angiostrongylus costaricensis
Lineage: Eukaryota; Metazoa; Nematoda; Chromadorea; Rhabditida; Metastrongylidae
Source: the annotation of a GenBank genome assembly
AUGAAACGUAUACGAAAAACUGAACACAGCAAUAUGACCGAUAACAGUGCUCUAGGAAUGGUCGACCUCAAACAGCAGCUCAAUGCUAUUGACUAUUUCGGAGUGGUGGCGGUGUGGUUGAGUUUCUUUUCUAUCAUAUUCAUCAUUUCUGUUACUUGUAUUCUGUGGUGCUGUGUAAGUAAGGACGAUGACUCGACGGUAUUCGCCAAGUUUCCACUACUAAGCGUUUCGUUAGGAUUUCACCCUGAAAAUGUGGUAGAUAUCGAACCGACAUCGGAUUUUUUGCUUACAGUAUGGCAUGGGUCCGCGACAACGUCAGCGAACACCGGUGCAUGUCGAGUGAGCUUCGUUCUCUUUAGGUAG